AUGUCGGUCGUGACAACCAAGAAGGAGUCCGAACUUUCCGGCCAGAUCGAAGACUUCGUGAUGCUUCUGAAAAGAGGCGGAAAGUUGCCGCGUUCAGGGGAGGUGGCCCGACGGACGGUGGGGCUGCUGCGGAAGAUCGUGGCGAACGGGCGCUGGGACAAUGCUGGAGAACUAAUGAACUUGAUUCGUAAGGAAGGUAAGAGAAUGAGUGCAGCCCAACCAUCUGAGACCACUGUAGGUAACAUGGUGAGACGAGUGUUGAAGAUAAUUCGUGAAGAAUACAGCAGGCUUCGAGGACGUAGUGAGGAGAGUGACCAGCAAGAAUCUCUGCACAAACUUCUGACCUCAGGAGGUCUCAGUGAAGAUUUCAAGAUCUGCUAUCAGCCACUAAGGGCCAAUAUUAUUGAUGCCAUUAGAGAGCUGCUGCUUGAACUUGAGAGCACUACCGAAAAUAUUUCCACCCAGGCUUUGGAACACAUCCACUCCAAUGAGGUGAUUAUGACUAUUGGUUAUUCACGCACAGUGGAGGCUUUCCUGAAAGAGGCAGCACGUAAAAGGAAAUUCCAUGUCAUUGUGGCUGAAUGUGCACCCUUUUGCCAGGGCCAUGAAAUGGCUGUCAGUUUGUCUAAAGAGAAUAUAGAAACCACAGUCAUGAGUGAUGCUGCCAUCUUUGCUGUCAUGUCUCGAGUCAACAAGGUUAUCAUUGGAACAAAAACCAUUUUGGCCAAUGGCGCAUUAAUAGCUGUCAGUGGAACUCAUACUCUGGCAUUAGCAGCCAAACACCAUUCUACCCCUCUCAUUGUCUGUGCACCCAUGUUCAAACUCACACCACAGUUUCUUAAUGAAGAGGAUUCAUUCCACAAGUUUGUCUCUCCACAGGAAGUAUUGCCUUUUACAGAAGGAGAGAUUCUAUCAAAGGUCAAUGUUUACUGUCCAGUUUUUGACUACGUUCCUCCAGAACUUAUCACACUCUUCAUUUCAAACAUUGGAGGCAAUGCUCCUUCUUAUAUCUAUCGUCUUAUGAGCGAACUUUAUCAUCCUGAUGAUCGUGAACUUUGAAACUUUGCAUUAUGGGCUUAAUUUAUUUCAGCAUAAAUGGGUGAUAUAACAAAUACCAAUAUUUUCAUUGGGGAAAUAAAUAAACUACAGAAAAUGAAAGUGUUUCUUCAAAAGCAUUUUUUUUAACUGCACUAUCUCUAUCGGCAUGAGAAUUCCUUGUGUUCUAGGUUUCUUCCAAUAACUUUAUUAGUAAUAUCCCACAACAUUCUAAAGUCUUCAUAAGCCAGUGCCAUACUAAUUCAGGAAUAGCCAAUUUAAAGUCCCCCAGGUACUUUGGAUUUCAGUUCCCAUAAACAUCUGCUUUUAUGGUCAGUGACAAAGAAUUGUGAGAACUGUACUCUAGUUUAAAACAUUUGGAUAUCAGAAUUGCUUAUCUUUGACGUCAUGAAAGAAGGCAUUGCUCUUAAAUAGUUGAGAAAGGUUCUCUAUAAUAUAUACAGUAGAAAAAGCUUCAAAAAGGAGAUAGAAAACCGACUAAAUAUGAAAUGGUAGUUACAUUGCUUCUUAACCUAUAGCAUAGGAGCCUGUUCCCACUUUUGUUUCAUCUAGAGUUAAUAGAUAGGUAAUCUAUGCUGCAUGUUAGCAAUAGCAAAAUGAUGGAAGCCUGUUUUUAAAUA
Messenger RNA from Protobothrops mucrosquamatus (brown spotted pit viper), 1676 nucleotides. RefSeq names its product eukaryotic translation initiation factor 2B subunit beta (gene EIF2B2). The coding region runs from base 1 to 1059 and encodes 352 amino acids. Gene Ontology annotation, molecular function: translation initiation factor activity; guanyl-nucleotide exchange factor activity. The transcript is spliced from 8 exons. The record is from RefSeq and is a predicted model, not a curated record. Gene Ontology annotation, cellular component: eukaryotic translation initiation factor 2B complex. NCBI's taxonomy places the organism in Eukaryota, Metazoa, Chordata, Lepidosauria, Squamata, Viperidae. Gene Ontology annotation, biological process: translational initiation.